AUGACUAUCCUCUGUUCCGGCCCAAUCAUACUAAAAAUCCCCGCCAAGCUGAACCUCUACCUCCACGCCGGCGCCCUCCGCAAAGAUGGAUACCACGAUAUCACAAUGGUAUACCAAGCCAUUUCCCUCUACGACAGCAUGACCAUAUCCCCCUGCCAGGAUCCCCACAUAGAUUUCACAAUGACAGCCACCGGAAUCGAUAGCGAUCGCAUCCCCGCCGAUGCGCGUAAUCUCGUAAUCAAAGCUGCGAAACGCCUCGCCGGUCACUGCGGCAUCGCAAAUCCUAGCCUGCACUUCGACCUGGUCAAGUCCAUUCCCACUGAAGCUGGUUUAGGAGGAGGAAGUGCGGACGCCGCGGCCGCAUUGAUCGGAUGUAAUUAUCUCUGGAAGACUGAAUUGGAUGAGGAACAGUUAAUGGAGAUUGGAGCUCAAAUCGGAGAAGAUGUCCCGUUUUUUAUCCGUGGGUUGGUCGGGAUAGGUACUGGGUAUCAUCGCCCGGUGAUUCCCGUGGAUGUUAAUCCCCAAUCCAUGCGGACGUGGCACUGGGUGCUUGGGAUCAUGCCGCGGGGUCUGUCGACGAAACUUGUUUUCGAGAAGUCGGAUGAAUUCCUGGAUAGGAGGGUCCAGUAUGGGGAGACAUUAUCUAGUCAGCGCGAACAACUAGAGAAAUGUUUAAGUGUUGAUUGGGGCAAUACACCGGCUUAUGUUCUGGUGCCAGAUUUGCGUAAUAAUCUUCAGGAGGUGGCAGAGGAAUUGGAUGCUGAUAUUGGAGUUGCUUUGCAAGCGGGGAGAGAAGCUGGUGCACUUCUGAGUUUGAUGGCGGGAACCGGGACGACGUGUUUGUUCCUCGCGAGGGAUGAGGAGCAUGCAGAAGUUGUGUCUAGAACUUUGAGUGAAAGGGAGAUAUUUCGACAGGUUGUUGGUGCUGUUGGGCCGGUUGAGGGUGUCCAGAUCAUCCAAUGA
This is a messenger RNA of Aspergillus tanneri, 963 nucleotides long. RefSeq lists its product as uncharacterized. The record is from RefSeq and is a predicted model, not a curated record. Lineage: Eukaryota; Fungi; Ascomycota; Eurotiomycetes; Eurotiales; Aspergillaceae. Bases 1 to 963 code for a protein of 320 amino acids. Gene Ontology annotation, biological process: terpenoid biosynthetic process. Gene Ontology annotation, molecular function: 4-(cytidine 5'-diphospho)-2-C-methyl-D-erythritol kinase activity; ATP binding. The transcript has a single exon.